ACAAACAUUAUGGCUGCAAAUACAGCUUACUUUAGAACCUAAAGUGUUAUGAAGGUAGAAUAGUAGCUGCAAUUAUAGAUUGAGACGACAAAAGAGUGUUAGUAAUAAAAUAUAACACUUAUAGUGACAGUGAAGCAAUUAUAAGAGCAAUGUAUGGAGGUUAAACGCGUAGAGCAGCGAUUACUAUCCCUACAAUACAGACCAAAGCUUCUGUGUUAUAGCUUUGAGCGAAUUUUACGACUAUAAGAUCCAUAUAAGAAAUUAACAUUUACUAUUAACUUCUAAAGUUCUAAGCAAGCUGCUACAAACUCUUUCGGAGCGCUGAUAGUUGCUCAAAAGGAGCAAUUAACGUUACUUGCUCUACAAUGGUGUUCAUUAACACUUUUACAACACCAAACUCCUAAAGGGAUACAAAACUCCCUUGUAUGAUUUAGGGCUGAAUAGUAGGGAUAUUUCUCCCUAUUAAUAGAACUUAUAGUGUCAAGUAUAGUCUCUAUAUUACUUAAGGUUUAAUUAUUGAGUUCGUUACUACUUUAGUACCUCUAAUUGGUCACGUGGCGCACGAACAAAAAAAUGGCGUCACAACAUAGUUCCUCUCAAAAGCGUUUUAAAACUUGGAAAGUUCAAAGUAGAACCGGUGGAAAUAGACGGAAAAUCUUGAAAGAUUAUCGUAAUAUUUUAAACUACAACGUUGCAGAUGCAAACUUAUCACAAGAUAACCUGAAUGAAAAUGGAAGCAUCACUAGACGUGGUCAAGUGGGAGACUUACUUGAUGAGGGUUCCGCAUGUAAUGGAAGUGAUAUCGCAACUGCAAGUUUUGAUAUUUCCGAAGAGGACCGAUGUUAUUACUCAUUGAGUAGUGAUGAUGAGGAUAAUCCGAGUGAAUAUAUUAAGAAUUUUCAAUUUAGUGAAAAAUUGAGGGCAUGGUCCAUUGAGAAAAAUAUUACACAAACUGCUAUAAAAGAUUUGCUGUUAAUCUUAAAUGACAGAUUUGGCAUGAUUCUACCAAAAGAUCCUCGAACUCUUUUACAAACACCAAAAAAUAUUUUAAUAAAAAAACUAGAUGACGAUGGCGAAUAUUGGCAUAAUGGAAUUUCUGAACCUUUGAAAUGUAUUUUAAGGAAGUUUAGUAAUUUACCCAAUACAAUUUACUUGAAUUUUAAUAUUGAUGGAUUGCCAAUCCACAACAGUUCUAAAAAAGAAUUUUGGCCAAUAUUAGCAAACAUUCAUCAAGUCGACGCAAAUCCUUUUGUGAUUGGCGUGUAUUUUGGUAUCGGAAAACCAAAAAGUUUAAAACUUUAUUUAGAAGAUUUUGUAAAUGAGACUAAAUGUAUUUUACAAGAAGGCAUCCAAAUAGAAGACAAGAAAAUUUCUGUGAAAAUCAGAUGCUUCAUCUGUGAUUCUCCAGCGCGAGCUUUCAUUAAAGGUGUCUGCAACUUUAAUGGAAUGCAUGGUUGUUUGAAAUGCACAACUGUGGGCGAAUACUCUCACCGUUCACAUACAGUGUUUUUUUCUUCGCGAAAGUUUCCUGAUAGAAAUAAUGAAGAUUUUAGAGCUAAGAAAUAUGGAGCUCAUCACAAAGCAGAUUCCCCACUAUUAGAAUUACCAAUCGACAUGGUUCAAGAUAUUCCUGUAGGAGAUUCACUACAUUUGAUUGAUCUAGGAAUCAUGAAACGGCUAUUAGUGGGAUGGCGUAAUGGAAACUUUGGGAUUUAUACUACAAAAUGGUGUGCAAGGGAUAUCACUAAAGUAAACGAAUUCUUGAUGAAAAGUAGAAUGCCUUCCGAAAUACACCGGUCAAUCCGCUCACUUGAUUGCCUUGCGCACUGGAAAGGAUCAGAAUUCAGGACUUUUUUACAUUAUUUGAGCAUAAUCGUACUUAUUGAUGUCCUUCAUGAAGAUGUGUACCAACAUUUUCUAAUGUUUUUCUGUGCGGCAACUAUAUGUUCAGUUAGUAGAUAUAGCACUUAUUUACCAAUAGCUAGAGAGCUGUUUCAAAGUUUUGUGGACCAGUUUAAAUUUUUUUAUGGGAGAGACUAUGCGACCAGCAAUGUUCACAAUUUGAUGCACGUAGUAGAUGAAGUGGAAAAAUUUGGGCCCCUGCUAACUUUUAACGCUUAUCCAUUCGAAAAUAAAUUAUACACAAUUAAAAAUAUGCUCAGGCAGGGCAAUAAACCUCUGAUACAGCUAGCGAAAAGAAUCUCCGAGAAAAGUAUGGUUGAUUCUCCUAAUUUACAUAAAAGAUCUGAGCAUACUGAGCCUUUUGUAUCUGAGAGUCAAUAUCGUACAACGCUUCAUUUUAAUACUUAUAUGUAUUAUCAUCUAAACUUCAGGACAGAUACUGCAUGACGAAUGACAGCGACAUUGUGGAAAUAAAAGAGAUUAAGCAAUUACAUGAAUCUAAUGUUGUGCAUAUUCAUGGCUAUAGAUUAAGGAACAAACGUGACAUAUUUCAACGUCCUAUUAAAUCAUCAUAUUUGAAUAUGUUUGUAGUUGCAAAAGACACUGAAAAUCGAGAUGAAAUUGUGAUAUCACCAGGAGAUGUCCAGUUUAAACUUGUGUGUAUUGAGCUUGAAAAUUCUCUUUACUUCUUUCCUUUACUUCACACUGUGUAACAUUUUGAAUUAAACGCAAUUAAUGUAUGUAUUUUUUUUUAUUUCU
Molecule: messenger RNA, 2661 nt
Organism: Helicoverpa armigera (cotton bollworm)
Lineage: Eukaryota; Metazoa; Arthropoda; Insecta; Lepidoptera; Noctuidae
Exons: 2
Coding region: 574-2349 (591 amino acids)
Source: RefSeq, a predicted model, not a curated record